Molecule: messenger RNA, 686 nt
Organism: Choloepus didactylus (southern two-toed sloth)
Lineage: Eukaryota; Metazoa; Chordata; Mammalia; Pilosa; Megalonychidae
Gene: TAFA4
Product: TAFA chemokine like family member 4
Exons: 5
Coding region: 150-557 (135 amino acids)
Biological process (GO): macrophage chemotaxis; phagocytosis
Molecular function (GO): receptor ligand activity
Source: RefSeq, a predicted model, not a curated record
UAUUUUGAAUAGGUCUUCCAAAGUAAGUUACAUUUUUGGAACUACAGAAAUGGUUGGACCUCGCUACAAGUGGGAAUUUGGAGUCUCUCUGAAAUAUAUCCUGGAAUAAUUGUGUUUGACUGGAACCAAAUCUCACGAAGUCCCCAAGGAUGAGAGCCUGUGCUAAGUCAGUGCUGCUGUCGCACUGGCUCUUUCUGGCCUACGUGCUGAUGGUGUGCUGCAAACUGCUGUCCGCCUCGAGCCAGCACCUCCGGGGACACGCAGGCCACCACCAGAUCAAGCAAGGGACCUGUGAAGUGGUCGCCGUCCACAGGUGCUGCAAUAAGAACCGCAUAGAAGAGCGGUCACAGACGGUCAAGUGUUCCUGCUUCCCGGGACAGGUUGCUGGCACAACUCGAGCUCAGCCUUCCUGUGUUGAAGCUUCCAUCGUGAUACAGAAGUGGUGGUGUCACAUGAGUCCUUGUUUGGAAGGAGAGGAUUGUAAAGUGCUGCCAGAUUCCUCAGGUUGGUCCUGUAGCAGUGGCAAUAAAGUCAAAACGACAAAGGUAACACGGUAGCAAAGAGCAAGGUAUGCUUCAAAUCUGGAGGGGCAACAGCAGCAGAGCUCUUUUGCUUGGAUUAUCAUCUUGGCCUAUUUUGGGAAAUUGAAUUGGAUUUCAGCACUACCACCUUUAUUUAUAUAUGUG